This is a messenger RNA of Volvox carteri f. nagariensis, 2208 nucleotides long. RefSeq lists its product as uncharacterized. Lineage: Eukaryota; Viridiplantae; Chlorophyta; Chlorophyceae; Chlamydomonadales; Volvocaceae. The coding region runs from base 673 to 2208 and encodes 511 amino acids. Gene Ontology annotation, cellular component: plasma membrane; plastoglobule. The record is from RefSeq and is a predicted model, not a curated record. The transcript has 9 exons.
UUCAUUUGCACGAUUUCCAAGGUGAUUUCUUGCCAGGGCAUGUGGGCCCUUGGGGUCACUCUUGGGUGCGGGCGCAGUAGGGGUCCUGUUCAUUUGCAUUUGAUUCAAUAUGCUUAGCGGGGUCGAUGAGUCCAGACGGCUCCAGAAUGCUUUAGCAGCGCAGGUUUUCUGAGCGUGCGCGUGUGGGAGAAGUUGGGAAGGCUGUGGAAAGGGGAUGUGGGGAGGUUGCUCCGGAGCUGCGAAGUUUUGCAAUCUUAGUGGAUUUUGUGCUAGCCGUGCGGGCUAAGGCCGCGUUGGGGUUGGGGAUGUUCCCUUCGGAUGGCGACCAAGCAAAGGACUUGCAAGGCAGGACUCAAGUCUGUCUAGUUCCUGGACACCCGUGUACAAGAACAAGUGAUGAGUCAGUUAUUUACAUGCGAUCAAAAUGUGCGCUUCAGGACGUACGGGUAGGCAUGUGGUGGCUGGGUGGACGUGUGGCGUAUGUCAUGGACCUACCUUUUACCUUGCGCUGGUCGCUGUAUUCCCUGUACAAUCUUGCUUGGACGAAAGAUACAAAAGUUCUGUAGAAGCCCAUAGUUCAGGAUUCCUUAGCUAAAUUAUUUUGUAACCAGUCCUUCUGAGUAACCUUCUUAAUUCCACGGUUAUGCGAUAGAAUAGCCUGCAUUCUUAACCAUGUUGCAUCGAUCUAUAGUGCGUAGCAAUCGGGCAAAUGCUGUAGUUAAUGGGCAUUCGGUCGGUCGAGGAGUUCGACUCGAGAUUGCUUGCCGCGCAGCAGGCUCCGCUGCCGGCAACACAGGGCCUAGCUCGCGCUCUGGUUACUCUUCUUCGACACGCAAUGGACGCAGUUCAAACAGCGGCGACCAGGCAGCAUCUUCCAUGAGUUCCGCGACUUCCAGCGGCGAUCAAAGCCAGCGAGUUGAACAGCUGCGUGAACUUGUUCAAGAAACCAUUCGUCUCAGCGUGUCCACGGGGCCCCGCGGCCUCUUCCGCGCAGUUCAAGCAGCCCAGUCAAUCGCUGCCCUCGCGGCGGAGUACCUGGCCAAGGGCAAUGUCGACCCGCUGCCGGUUUUCCUUCGCAAGCUAUUUGAAAAGCUGGGUGCCACGUACAUCAAGUUGGGCCAGUUCAUCGCCUCCUCCCCCUCACUCUUCCCGGACGAGUACGUCCUGGAGUUCCAAAAAUGUCUGGACAAGACUGAUCCCGUGCCGUACAGCGUAGUUGAGCGCAUCAUCGAGCAGGAGCUUCGGCAGCCCUGGUCCAAUGUGUUUUCCUCCAUCGACCCAACCCCCCUGGCAAGUGCCUCGGUGGCGCAAGUACAUGCUGCCGUACUACGUGAUUCCAAUAAACAGGUCGUCAUCAAGGUCCUCAAGCCGGGUGUUGAGGACGUGCUAACUGCAGACAUGUCCUUCGUGUACCUGAUGUCGCGUUAUUUGGAGUUCGUACAGCCCGAGCUGGGGCGACUGAGCCUGACCGGGGUGCUAGAGGACAUGCGGAGCAGCAUGUUGGCGGAGGUGGACUUCACGCAGCGGCUGGUGGGCGCCCCCCUGACGGAUCUCGCUGCCGUACGUGCCGUAACGAACGGCAGUCGGGAUCCGGAGCAGGUUCUGAUCAACGCACUCAACACGUGGUUUGCGAGCGUUAUGGCGGCGGACACCUUCCAUGCAGACGUGCACGCGGGCAAUUUGUUAGUUCUGGCUGACGGGCGUGUGGGUUUCAUUGACUUCGGUAUCGUGGGCCGUAUCUCCCCCGUGACGUGGCGGGCGGUGGAGACCCUGAUCAGCUCCAUGGCGCUGGCGGACUACGAGACGAUGGCUCGCGCCCUGGCCACCAUCGGCGCCUGCGACACGGAUGUGGACUUCCCCGCCUUCGCCCGGGACCUUGAGGCCUUCUUCGCGGAGCUGGAGCAAAUCAACAGCAGUCUGGUGGUGACCCGUGGGCCUCCGCCGGGGCUGACCGGGCGGGAAGGUCGCGCCGGGGGGGUUUCUGCAAGCCUGGAAGUCGACCAAGCUCAGCUUAACCGUCUGUUCGUACAACUUGUACGGAUAGGGGAAACCCACGGGGUGAAGUUCCCACGGGAGUUUGGUCUCUUUCUAAAGCAGCUGCUCUACUUCGACCGCUACACUCGUAUCCUGGCGCCAUCGCUCCAGGUCUUCAACGACGAGCGGAUCAACACACGAUCGCUUGCCGUACAGUACGGCGGUGUCAUGUAA